Coccomyxa subellipsoidea C-169 is the source of this 1035-nucleotide messenger RNA. Its product is annotated as WD40 repeat-like protein. The record is from RefSeq and is a predicted model, not a curated record. Gene Ontology annotation, molecular function: protein binding. Lineage: Eukaryota; Viridiplantae; Chlorophyta; Trebouxiophyceae; Coccomyxaceae. The transcript has 6 exons. The annotation marks the transcript as partial.
UUGGCAGGCGUCCGAUGGUCUCCAGAUGGAGCUUGCCUGCUGACAGCCAGCGAGGACAACUGGUUGCGCGUGUACGAUCUUCCAGCAGAAGUCUUGGACCAGGGUCUCUUGGAGCCUGCAGAUGAUGGCGGUGCAGCUGCGAUUGAUGACAACCUGCCAGCAGUUUUGUACUUGGACGAGGGCGAGACCAUCUAUGACUAUGCAUGGUAUCCCAGGAUGCUGGCCUCGGAGCCCUCAUCCUGCGUCUUUGCUUCCACUUCUCGGGCGCACCCGCUGCACCUGUGGGAUGCGGUCAGCGGCCAGCUGCGCGCAACCUACAGGGCCUACGACGCUGUGGACGAGGUGACGGCGGCCUACAGUGUGGCAUUCAACCGCGACGGCUCGCGCCUGCUCGGCGGCUACAACAAAGCCAUCCGCAUCUUUGACACCUCCCGCCCCGGCCGCUUCUACACCGAGAUCGUCACCCACUUGAAAAAAAGACUUGGAUGUGCAGGGAUUGUGUCGUGCAUGGCGAGCAACGAGGACGGCUCGGGCAUGAUGGCAGCGGGCGCAUACUCGGGCGAUGCUGCAGUCAUGGACGAGCGCACUGGCGAGCUGCUGUAUGUGCUGCAGGGCCAGAAGGGUGGUAUCACACAGGUGCAGUUUUCCAGGGACGGAAACUUCCUGUACACGGGGGCGCGGAGGGACCCGGACAUCUUCUGCUGGGAUGUGCGCUUCACAUCAGAUGUUAUUUACCGCAUGCAGCGCGAGACCGUGGCCACCAACCAGCGCGUCCAGUUUGACAUCGAGCCAUGCGGGCGCCACCUGGCCACAGGCAUGCCCUCCCACUCCCCUGAUCAAGUGUUUGACCUGCGGACAGGCGAACCAGUGGCCAGUCACACUGCUGCGGCUGACACUGUGAAUGGCUUCCACUUCCAUCCGUUCCUGCCUUUGGCUGCUAGUGCAUCAGGUGCAGUGCUUCCCAUCUCUGCCACUAAUCUCAUGCAUUUUUCGCCCACCCAUCAAAGAGAAGCACCUGCAAAUUGUUACUGCUGA